Alnus glutinosa is the source of this 6693-nucleotide messenger RNA. RefSeq names its product pentatricopeptide repeat-containing protein At1g52620. NCBI's taxonomy places the organism in Eukaryota, Viridiplantae, Streptophyta, Magnoliopsida, Fagales, Betulaceae. The coding region runs from base 124 to 2577 and encodes 817 amino acids. Gene Ontology annotation, molecular function: protein binding. The transcript is spliced from 5 exons. The record is from RefSeq and is a predicted model, not a curated record.
AACUGAACAGUACAUUUACUUUCAAAUCUAGCGGCUGUUUGCGCGAGCAAUCUCCCAAGAAGAGCACCAAAACCCUCAAACCCCCAAACUCCAAAACUCAACCACACUCUCAGCUCCUCUCCCAUGUCUAAAACCCUUCUCUCUCGCAUCAAACCCCUUCACAACCCCAAACCCACUUCGUCGUCUUCUUCACCCUUUCUCUUCAGGCCCUCUAUCAAACUAGUCCAAGACACCAUCCGAAUCCUCGAAACCCAUGAACAAUGGGAGCAGUCCCUCGAAUCCCAUUUCUCCGAAUCCCAAGUCCUUGUUUCGGACAUUGCCCAUCACGUUUUAGACCGAAUAAAUGAUGUAGAAUUGGGUUUGAAGUUCUUCGAUUGGGCCUCAAAGCGGCCGUAUGGUUGUUCGUUUGAUGGGUCUGCGUAUUCUUCGCUUUUGAAGCUUUUGGCGAGGUUUAAAAUAUUUUCGGAGAUUGAAUUGGUGUUGAAGAGUAUGAAACUUGAAGAACUAAAGCCGACCCGUGAAGCAUUGAGCGCUUUAAUUCACGCGUAUGCGGAUUCUGGGUUGGUAGAUAAGGCUCUUGAAUUUUAUCAUAUCGUGGGUGAAAUGCAUAAUUGCGUGCCGGGUCUUUUCGCGUGUAAUUCUUUGCUUAGUGUCCUUGCGAAGCAUCGGAGAGCUGAAAUCGCGUGCCGGGUGUAUGAUGAAAUGCUUGAGAAUUCCUGUGUGGAUAAUUUUAGUACUUGCAUUAUGGUUGGGAGUUUGUGUAAGGAAGGGAAGGUCAAGGAAGGUUGGAAGUUGAUUGAAGAUAGGUGGGGGAAGGGUUGCGUGCCGGAUGUUGUGUUUUACAAUACACUCAUUGACGGGUAUUGCAAGAGAGGUGAUGUUGAAAGUGCCGAUGGGCUUUUUAAGAAGUUGAAAUUGAAAGGGUUCUUGCCUACCUUGGAAACUUACGGGGCCAUGAUCAAUGGAUUUUGCAAGAAAGGGAAAUUUGAAGCGAUUGAUCGACUUUUGGUAGAAAUGAAAGAGAGGGGUUUGAAUAUCAGUGUUCAAGUAUAUAAUACUAUAAUUGAUGCUCAGUAUAAGCAUGGUUGUGCAGUUGAAGUGGUGGAGACGAUGAGGAGGAUGAUUAAGAGUGGUUGUGAGCCGGAUAUUAUAACCUACAAUACUUUGAUUAAUGGUUCAUGUAGAGAGGGGAAGGUUAAGGAAGCUGAUAAAUUUCUGGAGCAGGCAAUGAAAAGGGGAUUAAUGCCAAACAAGUUUAGUUAUACUCCUCUUAUACAUGUUUAUUGCAGACAAGGGGAAUACUUCAGGGCCUCAGAUUUGCUUAUUAAGAUGAUGGAAGCAGGACACAAACCUGAUCUGGUUUCUUAUGGAGCUCUCAUCCAUGGACUUAUUGUUGCCAGGGAAGUUGACGUUGCAUUGACAAUGCGAGACAAAAUGAUGGAAAGGGGAGUACUACCUGAUGCUGGCAUUUACAAUGUCUUGAUGAGUGGACUCUGCAAGAAAGGCAGGCUUCCUGCUGCCAAGCGGCUGCUUGCCGAGAUGCUUGACCAAAAUGUGCAACCUGAUGAAUUCGUUUAUGCCACUUUGGUGGAUGGGUUCAUCAGAAAUGGUGAAAUUGAGGAGGCAAAGAAACUCUUUGAGCUCGCCAAUGAAAAGGAUAUAGACCCUGGUGUUGUGGGUUACAAUGCCAUGAUUAAAGGUUUCUGCAAAUUUGGAAUGAUGAAGGAUGCAUUGUCAUGCAUCCUUAGAAUGAGGAAAGGACGUCAUGCUCCAGAUGUCUUUACCUAUACCACACUUAUUGAUGGGUACGUAAAGCAGCAUGACUUGGAUGGUGCACUGAAGAUGUUUGGGCUGAUGGUGAAAGAGAGGUGCAAGCCAAAUGUGGUUACAUACACCUCCCUCAUCAAUGGGUUUUGCAGCAAGGGAGAUUCCGAUAGAGCUGAAAAAACUUUCAGAGAGAUGCAAUCUUGUGGUUUGGAGCCUAAUGUUGUCACAUACAGUAUACUUAUUGGGAGCUUUUGUAAAGCGUGUAAACUUGCAAAAGCGGCCUCCUUUUUUGAGCUGAUGCUGAUGAUGAAGUGCAUUCCUAAUGAUGUUACUUUUCAUUAUCUUGUAAAUGGGUUUGCAAAUACUGCACUCAGUGAAAUUCCCAAGGAAAGCAAUGGCCUUCAGGAGAAUGAGAAGUCUAUGUUUCUGGAUUUUUUUGGAAAGAUGACAUCAGAUGGAUGGGUGCAAAUAACUGCGGCAUAUAAUUCUAUUAUCAUUUGCCUUUGUCAACAUGGGAUGGUUAAAACUGCUUUGCAGUUGCAUGAUAAGAUGAUCAGUAAGGGGUUCCUUCUAGAUUCUGUUUCUUUUGCUGCCCUGCUACAUGGUAUUUGCUUGGAAGGAAGAUCAAAUGAAUGGAAUGCCAUUAUCUCCUGUAAUUUGACUGAAAAGGAGCUCCAAACUGCUGCCAAAUACUUGCAUAAAUUAAACCAAUACCUACCCCAAGGAAGGACUUCUGAGGCUUCACAUAUCAUUCAGGCCUUGAUUGAGGACUACAAGUCUAAUGACUCAUCCAAAGCCUCAAUGAUGUAGAGAAGUGGUAAAAUUUGAAUGCCUCAUCUCGUUCUUUUAAACAUACAAGGAAAUCACCUUUGGUUUGGCCUGACAAGUGUGGUGGACUAUACUGCACGCUAAUAUUCCCUUUAAUGAGAUAAUCUCCAAAUCCUUAUCAUCUCCUUCAUUAGAGCAUAUUUCAAUCACACCUGCUGGACAUCAGAGUGAUGAACCUAUUGUAAAUAGAUGCCCUUGAGGAUCGAUCUGAAUCGACAAGACUGUAUUCUAAAAUCUUGAUAGGCAGUUUGGAGCUAUUCAAGGACUGUCUUGUUCUAUUGAAGCAGUAACCUUAACGUAUCAAAACAAAUCUUUAUGUUAACAAGAUAUUGAAGCAAGCUUGACUUCACUUUGGAGCUAGUGUGUUUGAGGGAUUGGCUUGAAGAUGUUGAAGAAAAUCCGUAGAAUUCCUUAAUUAUUACUUGCCGAGGGAUUUUCUUGGAAAGCUUAGAGUAGCAGCUAUGAUGCACAGGAUUUGUGGGACUCUUGUACGACAAUGGUAUAUUAUCAGUGGAAGAUGAAGAAGCAGCAAUGCUUUGUAUACUAUUCCUUAUUUCUGAAGGCGUAUUUGAUAAUAGUGAAUUGAUCAACUUAUGGAUGGCAGAAGCCUAUAUUGAGCCUAUUGAGAACAAGAGUACAGAAGCUAUAGGAAGCAAGAUAUUUUGAUGAUUUGCUAAAGUCUAAAGAGGUUCUUCUUUGAAUGCUCAAGUGAUGACAAGACAAAAUAUUGGAUGGAUGAUCUUAUUCAUGACUUGCCACAGUCAGUUUCCAUUCCCCAUUGUUGCUGAGUUAAGGAUAAGAAAUCAAGUGGUAUCCUUAAAGAAUUUCAUUAUGCAUCUGGUUUUUUUUUUCCCAGUUGAGGAGCAUGCUCUGGAGAUAAUUGGAAGAUCAAAGAAGCUACGCAUGCUUUUAUUGCCUUUUAAACACUUGAAAGCCUACAGUCAGGCCCUGACAAAAUAUUCUAUUCACUUAGAUAUUUACAACUCCUUCAAAAUCAAUUGAAAAUUUGAAGCAGUUGCACUACCUUGACCUAUCAAAAACUGAAAUAAGAAAGCUACCAAAAUCGAUAUUCAGCCUCUAUAUCUUGGAGACAUUGAAACUCUUAGGUUGCCCUUGGCUUUUCAAAUUGCCCAGCAAGCUUGGAGCUUUAGUCAAACCUGAGACAUCUGGAGCUGGAUGAAAUGUUCUGGAACAAGAUCUCCAUGUUGCCACCAAUAAUGGGACAAUUAACCAGUCUGCACAAUUUGCAUAGUUUUCAAGUUGGCCACAUUCCUGGACAUGGAAUUGAGGAACUCAAGAACAUGGUUGUAUCUUAUGGGAACACUGAACAUCACAAAGCUUAAGAAUGCAUUGAAUCCUGGAGAGGCUAAACUGAAAGACAAAGAACUGGUACAGAAACUGGAAUACAAAUGGUGCAUUGGAGAUGUCAAUUGAAAGAUGAAGCAGCUGAAAACGAGGUAGUUGAAGACCUACAACCUCCCUUAAAUGUCAAAGAGCUCCUCAUUUGUCACUAUAGGAGAAUCAAAUUUCCCAACUUCGAUACUCAUCAAAAUUAAAAAAAAAAAAAAAGGAAAUCCCAACUCUGAUGAGAAAUGUAUUAGACCAGAUAUAUGUUUAUCAUCUGACAAAGAUAAAUCUGUCCAGAUUUAAUAGAUUUGCUUUAUCUUGUUAUCCUAUUAUCUCGGCCAGUUUAUCAUAUAGGAUUUAGAGAUAUUUUGAUAAUGCUGCCUACUUCAACCGUAGGUCAGUGAUGCUAUUUUAUACAUAAAAGAGUUAGUCCUUUAACAGGAUUGUACAAGCCUUACGUUAACCACUAGAGAAGUACUUUAGUAGAACUAUAACAAAUCAUCAGAGAUGUAAACCUACAGCUAUACAACUUCCUAAAGCUAUACAACUUGUACUAGUAGAUAACAAGAUAAACUGGCCUAGAUAAUAGGGUAACAAGAUAAAGCAAAUCUAUUAAAUCUGGACAGAUUUAAUAAAAUGGAUUUCUUAGGAAAUUUGGUCACUAUUUCCUUGAAUCAUUGCAUAAGAUCCAAAAUCUUAUCUGUUGGCAAGAAACCCAAACUUGCAGUACUCUGCCUUUAAAAUGUUCUGGAGUUAGAGGAAUGUUCAGAGGCGUGUUACCCAUCCCUCCAAAGGCUAAAGAUCAUUGACUGCACCAAGCUCAGGAUGUUGCCCUGCUUCUUUCCUAUGCUAGAAGUUCUGUAGAUCAAAAACUGUGAAUCAUGGGAUGCUAUUCCAUUAGCCCAACGGACAAACAUUAAACUUGUUGUUGACAAUCCUGUUCUAAAGCACUGGCAUGAAGAAGAGUCAGAUUUGCCUAUGAUGAUGGCUAAGAAGAAACUCAUUAACUGAGUUCUUCAGCCUUUCUCCUAGAAGUAAAAAUUAUCAAUUGCCCUUAAGCUGAAAGGCUAAGAAGAAACUCAUUAACUAAGUUUCUUUAUGUUGGGGACUGCCCUGGACUCCAGGCCUUGCCAGAGGAUUGUCUUUCACCCUCACUCUCAACAUUUUUCUAUACGAGGAUGUCCCUCACAGAUGGAGCAAAGUCAAAGAUGGAGAUUGGUCGAUGAUCAUGCACAUCCCUGAUCUGGAAAUCGAGGUAGCGUCCACUGAAAUUCCAUCAUCAUCAUCAUCUUCAUCAGCUUGGUGCUUUCUUUUUAGGAGUUGAAGAGGAAGAGCACAAGAAGCCCAUUAGGGCAUUAUUUUGAGCUCUCAAGCCAUGCCUCCCAAAGCUCGCCAAAGAAAAUUCUAGAACAUGAAGCAGAAAAUUGGCUUGGAAUUAAUACAUCAAUGCAUGGACUGGUUGGAAUUAAAGAGAGGUACGCCAAUUGAUUUUGAGCAUAACAUGGUGAGUAGUGAGACACUGUUGUGGAUUGGUUUAGAAUAGUGUGACACAACAGAGUUAUUACUGGGCUGCUGGGCAUGUCAUGGUAUUCUGGUUAGCUAUUCCAAGGCAGACAGAGUGUUGAACAAAAGUUGCAUUCUCUUGGCAUCAUUCCACAGGUUCGGUGUAGCUUUUGUGGACAAGGCGUGGAAGAUUUUGGGUUGCCUCUUCUUCUCUGAAUGCAUUUGGUAUUUCUUAUGUGAAAAGUGAAACUUGUUUUGGAUUCAGAAUGGGGGAGGAGGUUGGUUAUCAUUUGGAUGAUCCACAUCUUCAAAAGGAAGUCCUUUUUCUUUCUUUUUUCCUAGUCAAUACAGGAAAAGGGAAAAGGAUUACAGGAUACAGGAAAAGGGAAAAGGAUUACAGGCAAGCAGAUAGAAAAGAGAAAAAAGAGAGAAGAUGAGAAUUAUAAGGAUAAAACCCAAAAGAACCUUGAGUAGCUGCCCAUUUAGCCACUAAGUGAGCCCUGAAAUUUCCACUUUCUGUAAGAUUUUGAGAAGCUCUGUUUGGUUAACCUACCAAAAGCAGAGUAGUCGUUCUUAUUUAUAGCCAAAGACGCAGAGAUUCUUUUUCAAUGAGUUUAGAUAACUAAAGCAACAAAGACAGAAGGCUUUUCAUACAGAGGUACAGGUAACUACAAAGAAGGAAAAAAUGAAGAGACUUGAGCUGCUACUUCUUUACAUAAAACAUGGGUCUCAGUCGGCGCAAGUCAUGGGAGGAUGGGCUGCUGUUGAGAGGUGUUGACUGGCAUAAAACAUGGACGAUGGGCAGCUGUCAUGCAUGAAAGGAGUAGCUAUUGUGAGCUGAGAUUUAUCCUUUUAACACUUUACAAACAGGAAUCUGAGAUAGAAGAAGAAGAGUGUCUCUGAUUAUAGGAGCAAUCCUCCAAUCUACAAUGCUUUUUAAGAGCCAUGAUAGUAACAAGAGAGUCUCCCUCUAGAAUGAGCUUGUUGGCACCCAAAGAUAUGGCCAAUUUAGUUGCUACAAGUGUUGCAGUUGCCUCAGCAACAUUAACCACAGUACAGUUUAUCUUCAAGGAGCCAGCAGCUAAAAUUUGACCAGUAUCAUUGCAAACAUCAGCCGAAGCCACAGAGAACUUUGCUCUAAUAACAACGUCAAAUUUGCUUUUAAAGUGCAUGUAAAAGGAGCCUUCCAAAGAUGACUUUCAGCAUUUAAACCAUCCCAAGCUUGAAAAUGAGAGUUAACAUGUCUUA